Molecule: messenger RNA, 2077 nt
Organism: Trametes versicolor FP-101664 SS1
Lineage: Eukaryota; Fungi; Basidiomycota; Agaricomycetes; Polyporales; Polyporaceae
Exons: 2
Coding region: 122-1930 (602 amino acids)
Source: RefSeq, a predicted model, not a curated record
GCUCCCAUUACCUUGUUAUACUAUGCUCUAGUACCAGGAAAACAAUAUUUACUCACACAAAAGCGUCCAUCUGUUUUUGUGAACAAAUUAUCGCCAUCGAUCCUCAGUCCAAAUAUCGACAAUGGGACCUACCGCGGAAGCAAAGAUAUUCCAGGACCCUAGAAUUGUGGCCGCAAUCCUUGAGCAACUCUCCCCAGGUCCCCUACCUAACAGCUUCCCACAUGGACAAUCUACAGCCCCAAAUGAAGGACGAAGAGAAUGUCAGAGAACCCUCGCCACACUUGCGAUGGUCUCUCGCUCGAUUUCAAGCCAAGCGCUCGACGCGUUGUGGCGAUAUGUCGACGACUUCCGAUACGUGCUAUUCGUUCUUAAUGCCUACGACAGGGAGACAAGUAUGUUCGGAGACGUCAUAACGGACGUAGAAUGGGCAAAGUUCCAAGGAUACGCGAUCCGAGUGCGCGAACUGCACCUUGGAGAGAUCCAACGUGUUCAUGCGAUAGUAUGGAUCACCUUGACACGUCUGUGCCCUCACGACCCGCUCCUGCCUCAUCUAGAGCGACUAACAGGGCUCACCAUCGAUUCAUCUGCUUUAUGCUACACGACGCUAUUUUCGCCAACGAUCAAACAUCUCGAGCUGAAAGUCGACAAAGCGGCGGAGGCGUCGGCCAUUCGUAUGGUCGCCCAAGCAUCUCGGCCUAUGUUGAGUUCACUUCGAACUCUCUUCCUCGACGAUCAGGCCGUGUCCAAUUCGCGUAGCAACCUGCCAGAGUCGAUCCCGUUCUGGACUCUGACACACCUGCAAUCCCUCCACGUCGUACACCAGACCACAGUAACCGCCACCAUCAUCAAAUCGCUCGUAACGAUCCCGAAUCUCCAGGUCCUCAAAUUGUCGGUAAAGCAGGUUCCGUACGUGGUCACAUCCGAUCGGACAGCGGGCUUUUUGCGCUUGCGCGACCUCUCGCUCUCUGGAUCCCUCGACGAUGUCACCAACUUCCUUACCGCCACAACUCCUCCCAGCUUAGAGGCCCUGACGGUGGACGUCCCGAACGUCGGCCAAGGGGAGAGCCAUACUGCAAGGGCCAGAGGAAGCCUUAACGACCUUUACGCCACCCUCCCGCCCUCUCUCCGCCGCCUCCGCAUGAAGCUCACAGUGCCGCCGAACACUGAGGUGUACCACUUCCCCGAGCGCGGCGAGUUGCUCGCGCCGCUGCGCGCAUUUCCAGGCUUGCGCAGCCUCAAGUUUGCGUUCGAUAAUGCGGGCUUCCACCUCUCCGACGCGCACCUACGCGCACUCGAGGACGCAUGGCCGGAGCUUGUCAAGUUUGAGGUUCGGAGCUGCGAACGCAGCAAUACGAUAUGGUACGGGCGGGUCGGCCACGGUGCUGGCCCGAAGGAGGUUCCGCACACCCACCCGACGGUGAAGACGCUCGCUGCGUUCGCCGAGCGGCAUCCGCGCCUCGAGCGGCUCGUCGUGCCCUCCAUCGACCUCGAUGCGCUCCCCGACAUCGCCAGCGUGCCUUUCCUCGGGCACGCUUUGCGCCACUUCGGUGUGUCCAGACUGGACGUCGGGGUGCCGCUGCUCGACUACGCGCAUGCGCUCAGCAGGCUCUUCCCCAGCCUGGGCGUUGCGGACGCACGACACGCAGUGGUGCCGAGGGGGCCGCACGUAAACCUGGAAGAACGCGAGGGCGAGCUGCGUCUGCUGCUCGCGGCGAUGCAGGCCGGGAGGGAGCUUGCGCACGGGCCCGGGGCGGACGCUGCUGGGGUGGCCGGGGUGUCGGUGUCGGAUAUUCGGCUGAUUCCACAGGGCAGACAUCCUGCCCCCGAGGAAGACGUUAUUCCACCGCGGGGAAGGUCUCGUCGCGACUAUUCAUUCUCCCCUCCAAGAAUCUCGAGGUCACCCACUCACUCUGACUUCUACCGCCGUUGACGAUCACCACUGCUACAGUCUGAGUGACCAAUAUUUCCCUCUUCCUCUAGUAGCUGUGUAAAACGAAAGCCCUGAUAUGUGUAAUAUCGACGGCAUCCGCUUUGAUUUGCACUCACAUAUCUCAGGCUUGUACAAUGUCUCGCUACA